Molecule: messenger RNA, 258 nt
Organism: Saccharomyces kudriavzevii IFO 1802
Lineage: Eukaryota; Fungi; Ascomycota; Saccharomycetes; Saccharomycetales; Saccharomycetaceae
Gene: YSF3
Product: U2 snRNP complex subunit YSF3
Exons: 2
Coding region: 1-258 (85 amino acids)
Source: RefSeq, a predicted model, not a curated record
AUGUCGGAAAAGCAGAGGCAGUUGAAACUGCAGAAGAUUUACAAGCAAAAGUAUUUAGGACUCGGAGAUGAGAAUACCACGCGAGAGGAAUGGCAAAAUAAUGUAAGGAAUGACACGUUGAAUUCAUUACAAGCCCACUCAGCGUGCUUGGAGUACGUUUCGUUGAGUCGCGGGGAUCUCAGUGUACGAGACACUCGCAUGCACAUUUUGAAGUCUAUGUCUCCUGGCUAUGAAACCUACCAGCAAGAGAAGAAGUAG